AUGGGUGUUCAAUCACUAUGGGAUAUAGUGGGUCCCCUGGCUCGACCAGUCAGAUUAGAAGCAUUGUCGCGCAAGAAGCUUGCCGUUGACGCGUCCAUUUGGAUCUACCAGUUUUUAAAAGCAGUACGUGACAAGGACGGAAAUGCAUUGCCCCAAUCUCACAUAGUUGGGUUUUUCAGAAGGAUAUGUAAACUACUAUAUUUCGGAAUUCAACCGGUAUUUGUGUUUGAUGGAGGAGUCCCUGUUUUGAAAAGACAAACGAUCAACGAACGAAAGAAUCGAAGGCAGCAUAACUCUGAAUCAACUCGAGAAACUGCUCAAAAAUUGUUGGCUAUUCAGUUACAACGUCAAGCGGAAGAGUUGAUAGACAAACGACCAGCUCUAAAAACAAAAGCAGCAAGUGCCGAUGACGAUGAUGACGAUGAUGUGAUUUACUUUGAUGAUUUGCCGAUGAACAAGCCUGUGGUUGAAGAACAACCUAAGGAACGUCCAAAGUCGAUCAAGUUUAGAAAAGCUGACGAGUACCAUCUUCCAGACUUGGACGAAUUCAGGGUCUCUCGAUAUGACCAAAGGAUUAUGCCUGAUGACGGCAAUGCUGAAAUGUGGGAUGACUUUGAUCAUGUGGAUGGGAUCAACAUAAAUCAAGUUGACCCCAAAUCAAAAGAGUUUGCUAAUUUACCCAUUUCGACACAGUACAUGAUUUUGAACCAUCUCCGACUAAAGUCAAGAUUGAGAAUGGGAUAUAGAAAAGAACAGCUUCAAGAGUUGUUCCCCAACCUGAUGGAUUUUUCCAAAUUUCAAAUUCAACAAGUUCAAAAACGAAAUUUUUAUACACAGAAGCUUAUGAAUGUGACUGGGAUGAACGAUGAGGAUACAAUUGAUAGGCGGGUUGCUGGAGAGAGAGACAGGAAAUAUGCGUUGAUUAAAAACGAGGAUGGUUGGACUUUGUCCCUUGAAGGGGGUGACCAAUCGUUGACCACAGCACCGUACGCUGAUUAUCGGGAGCCAUUGGACAAAAGUCCCAAGCAAAGAAAUGAUGCUGAAGAGAACGAUCUGGACUUUGAAGAUGUGAUUUUGGACGAUUCUGGAGAAACUGAGGACGAGAAAAGAAAUCAGGAAGCUUUGAUUAAAUCAAUUUAUGAGCAGUAUGAGCAUGGUGAUUCUUCAAAAGGAAACUUCACCGCCGUGCAAACUUCUUACAACGAGCAAUUGAAGAAAGCAGUGGAAGAGAGUAAAAAAGAUUAUUUUGAAUUGAAAGAGCAAGAAGCUAGAGAUGCUAGAUUAGAUUUACAAUCCUCGAUGUUGUUUACUGAUACUACUGAUUGGAAUAAAGGGGCGUCGGAUCGAAAGCUGGAAGCUCCCCUCGAGGCAACAACCAAAAGUGACUUGCAAAGCUCCCUCUUAAUUGAUUCACAAGAUUACAAGGCAGGAAAGGUAAAUUCAAGACUAGCCGAAGCUAAUGGAGGCUCAGCAAGAGAUGCCUCAAAUAAGCAGGACAUUGCAACAACCAAUGACAAACGGGACGUUUAUCGUACCUCAAAAUCUUCUUUCGGAAAUGAAAGUGUGCUCAAGCAGUCAGUUGCAGAUAGUCUGCAUAGAGAAGAGGGAAGUGACUCUUCGGACAUGGAAACCACACACUCGCCAAAAACAAUUUAUCCUUCUACUGAAGGGCAAAGGCGAUUACCCGAAUGGUUCCAAACUGAAGUUAACCAAACGUUGAAUCCUCACAAUGAGAAGUUUGUGCCCAGUACCGGACUUGAAACUAAGAGCUAUAAGGAAGAUGAAGAAGCCGGUUUGAUACCAUGGUAUCAAGCCAAAGAGCUUUUUGAGAACAACGAUGAGAUUGAGUCGAUGCGUAAUGAUACUGUUGAGCUUCCGGAAAAUGCUCCUUCUGCUGAGAACAAUGGUCACAAACAGAAUACUGAUGUCGGGGUAGUGUCGGAAAAGGAACACAGGCGACCUGUGGUGAUUGACUACGAUUUUGAGGAAGAUGACGAGGGGCUACUCGUACAGCAAUUACAAAGUGAAGAAGCCGAUCAUGAAAAAUUGAGGAGCCAAAUUAAACAGUCUCACGAAUUUCCCAUAUCAUCAAUAGAGACGAGAAUCACGGAGGAACAGUUACUACAGGAGAAGCUUCAGAAAGCCAAAAGAGAUUCGGAUGAGGUUACAGAGAAUAUGAUCAGUGAUGUGCAGGAACUACUAAGGAGGUUUGGAAUACCAUACAUAACAGCACCUAUGGAGGCGGAAGCACAAUGUGCUGAACUUUUCAAAAUUGGAUUAGUCGACGGCAUAAUAACAGACGAUAGUGAUUGUUUUCUUUUUGGUGGGGACAGGAUAUACAAAAACAUGUUCAAUCAAAAGCAAUUUGUUGAGUGCUAUCUCAAAGACGAUAUCGAGAACAAGAUUGGCUUGAGUAGAGAAAAUUUGAUUGAAUUGGCCAUAUUAUUAGGAAGCGAUUACACUCAAGGAAUUAAAGGAAUCGGCCCCGUGUUGGCGGUAGAAAUACUUGCAGAAUUCGGCAGUUUGAAGGGGUUCAAAAGCUGGUUUGAUGAAAAAACAAAGACUUUGCAAUUGGACCAAACCUCUUUGACGCCAUUGCAGAAAACUUUAACUAAUCGAAUCAAGAAUGGGAAGUUGUUUCUACCAGAUAAUUUUCCUGAUAAAGUAAUCUUUGAAGCAUAUCAACAUCCCGAGGUCGAUUCAGACAAAAGUGAGUUCAAAUGGGGCAUUCCGAACUUGGAUCAAAUUAGAGCAUUUCUAAUGUACAACGUGAACUGGUCACAAGAGAAAGUGGAUGAGGUGAUGGUACCGUUGGUUAGAGAUUUGAACAAGAAGAAAGCUGAAGGUACACAAUCAACCAUUGGCGAAUUUUUCUCCCAAGAGUAUAUCCAGACUCGCAAGGAGUUGAGUACAGGGAAAAGAUUGAAAGCUGCUGCGAACAAAUUAAGUAAAAGGAAACACAAGUAG
This is a messenger RNA of Lodderomyces theae, 2967 nucleotides long. RefSeq names its product ssDNA endodeoxyribonuclease (gene RAD2). The transcript has a single exon. The record is from RefSeq and is a predicted model, not a curated record. Gene Ontology annotation, molecular function: single-stranded DNA binding; DNA endonuclease activity. Gene Ontology annotation, cellular component: nucleus. Gene Ontology annotation, biological process: nucleotide-excision repair. Bases 1 to 2967 code for a protein of 988 amino acids. Lineage: Eukaryota; Fungi; Ascomycota; Pichiomycetes; Serinales; Debaryomycetaceae.